Ilyonectria robusta is the source of this 1116-nucleotide messenger RNA. RefSeq lists its product as uncharacterized. Lineage: Eukaryota; Fungi; Ascomycota; Sordariomycetes; Hypocreales; Nectriaceae. The record is from RefSeq and is a predicted model, not a curated record. Bases 251 to 880 code for a protein of 209 amino acids. The transcript has 2 exons.
GGAGAUUUGCAGAUAAUGUAAUAACAGAAUAUUCACAGCCAACAUACAUACGUACGGGCUGGUGGACGGCAUCAUUUUCCAAUGCGCAGCGACAGUGUUUUGAGUCCCUUGGUGUCCUGUUCCUGAUUAACUUUGAAGAUAAAGCAGACCUUGCUGGACAAUAACAGCGCGUCGCGAGGCUGGCAUCACCGGUGUUUCUCCCAUCCAACACACCACGAGAUCGCGGGUUCGUGUUCGUCUCACAGUGCCAAUGGUUACCCUCACUCUGGGCUGGCUCGCCGCGGGGCGCAAUGAUCGACAAGCACAGUGUCCAGCAUGUCGCCAGAACGGGGCCACCUGCAGAGGAGCAUUCAUCGCUAACCACGACCGCUUCCUCCCCCAUAACGACGCCUUGAACUCGGCAAAGGAGUUCCGCGACGCUGUCGUCGCCCUCAUGGACGAAUGGGCCGAACUCGUCGAAUGGCUCUCGUACCGCCACAUGGUCACCUACUGGCUGGGCCUCCUCCGCUGGCGUCAACACACGUACCCCGGCGAAGACCUCCAGCCUCCGUUCCGCGGCGCCGUGCCACGGGCCCGCGUGCACCGCCUCGUGCAGACGGUCUCGGCGCGGGUCCGCCUCGUGCGGGCGACGGACGACGGCUUCUACGCGCUGCAGUGCGCGGCGUUCCGGCAGGUGCAGCGGGAGAGGCGCGGAGCGUACGUGAGGCGGCUGCGGCAGCUCGCGGGGCGGUAUGCGGACCUGGUGGGCGAGCUAAGGGUCAAGAUCACGAGGGAGGAGUGUGUGCGGCAGAUGGGGUUCUUCGAGGUGAAGAGGGAGUUUGACCGGGAGCUGGAGGUUGCGCAGAGGCACUUUGAAGGGGACGCGAGGUUUGAGCUGUAGAAGGAGGAGAGAUGAUGGGCUGAGGAAAUGUAUGGUUGAGUAAUGGGUUUCUCUGAUACAAGUCAGACGGGCAUAUGUCUUGAUACUUGAUCUGCCGUGUAAGUGUUGGGGCGGGAAUACACUUGCGGUUAGCUAUUUAAUCAGGAUAACAAUUGCACACAGAAGCCCGGGCAUUCAGACAAUCUUGUUCUUCAUGAGUUCAUUAUCAGUCUAUAAUUGCCAGAUGAAUAAAAAAU